CCGAGAUUAGGGUUUUGGCUUCCCCAUAUAUAGCCUUUUUUCUCCACUGAACUAUUUUCUCUUUCCCGAUCUUUAAGUCUCGUCUUCAAAGUCUUCAGCCAGUUCAUUAUCCAUGGCGGUCACAUUCUCAGAUCUCCACACCGAGGGUGGUCUUAAAGCCCUCGAGGCCUUCCUCGCCGGAAAAUCCUACAUCUCCGGAGACAAGUUUACCAAGGAUGAUGUGAGGGUUUAUGCUGCUGUUCAUGGUGUUCCCGGCGAUUCCUUCCCCAAUGUCUGCAAGUGGUACAACUCUGUAUCUUCAAAGCUUGCUUCGAGCUUCCCAGGAAAGGCUGCUGGUGUAGGAGUUGGUGGCGCCGCCGCCUCUGCUAAAGAGGCUGCUCCUGCUGCUGCUGCUGCUGGAGAUGAUGAUGAUGACGACUUGGAUCUUUUUGGCGAUGAGACCGAAGAGGACAAGAAGGCAGCGGAGGAGAGAGAGAAGGCCAAGUCUUCUACCAAGAAGAAAGAAAUAAUGGUUACUGUAGGUGGGAAGUCAUCUGUUCUGUUGGAUGUGAAACCUUGGGAUGAUGAGACAGACAUGAAGAAGUUGGAGGAGGCAGUGAGGAGCAUCGAGAUGCCUGGUCUCUUCUGGGGAGCAUCAAAAUUGGUUGCUGUUGGUUACGGAAUCAAGAAGCUCCAGAUUAUGAUGACCAUUGUGGAUGACGAUGUCUCUGUGGAUACACUUAUCGACGAGUACCUCACAGUUGAGCCCCGCAACGAAUACAUCCAGAGCUGCGACAUUGCUGCCUUCAACAAAAUCUAAGUCGACUCUUUUUUUCUUCCUAUACCUCCAUUCUGACUAGUGUUAUCUGUUUCUCUUCUGCAUUGUGGCCUUUUCCCCUUUUAGUGAUAUUAGGGAGAAGAAUACGUAGAUGGAAUGGCCUUUGAAUAUGUGCCCUUGUUCGCUUUGUGAAAGGUCAAUGAAAACGUUUAAUCCAAUUUUGGUUGCUUAUGAUGUUGGGACUCUGACAGACGUCGGUACUCUGAUAUCAUGAUUGCAAAACACCAUGAGUGAGGUUUCUGAAUGCACCAGCAUAUGAGCAAUUGCACUGAGAAAAUAACCAGAAGCAAGUGCUGCAUGGUGGUUGCUUGAGCAAGACCUAUACCAGAAUGUAGUGAGAAAUGCUUCUCCAGGAACGACAGGUGGAAGCUGUGCAAAUUAUUGUAGCACAAAGAUCAGGCUACAAAAUUGCUGUUUGUUUUGCAGGUUCUCAUAUGAGUACAGUAAUUACUAGAAGAAAAACAGAAAACCUAAAGAUAGUUCAAAAGAUCGUCCAAGAAGGAGGAGCAUCGAGUUCACCCAUCUUGACCUCAAAGGAAGGAGAAUAUAGAUCAUGAGAAGAGGAGCCUUCAAGUCACACCAAUUUUGAGCCAAGCUUGGAAGAGGAGGAGUUCAUUGACGACGAUUGCAAGUUCAAUUCUGAAGAAGAAAGAGCCUCUUCAUCAUAUUCUACACCAUUAUCAAUGGCUGGAGAAGAAGGAGAAAGACGAGUUGCCAUCCCAACCACAAUCUAUGAUUAUUUGAGGCCAAGAGCAUCGAAUAUCAGAUCAAGUAUUGCUACACCACCUACUACCAUUGAGAUCCACACUCAACUGAUUCAAAUGGUGCCACAUGCUGGCAUAUUUGCUGGAAGGAAUGACAAUGAUCCUGUUCAGCAUCUGAAGAUAAUAUUGGAGAUCGUCAAUUCCGUUCCAGGAGAUGAAGCUACCAAAGAUGUAAUCCGGCUAAGACUUUUCCCAUUCUCACUUGUGGGAAGGACAAAGUUGUGGUUAGAUUACCAUCCACCAGGCACUUUCACCACAUGGGAG
This is a messenger RNA of Linum tenue, 1845 nucleotides long. The record is from the annotation of a GenBank genome assembly. NCBI's taxonomy places the organism in Eukaryota, Viridiplantae, Streptophyta, Magnoliopsida, Malpighiales, Linaceae.